This is a messenger RNA of Protopterus annectens (West African lungfish), 1439 nucleotides long. RefSeq names its product elongation factor for RNA polymerase II 2 (gene ELL2). The transcript has 8 exons. The record is from RefSeq and is a predicted model, not a curated record. Lineage: Eukaryota; Metazoa; Chordata; Ceratodontiformes; Protopteridae. Gene Ontology annotation, molecular function: cis-regulatory region sequence-specific DNA binding. Gene Ontology annotation, biological process: snRNA transcription by RNA polymerase II; positive regulation of transcription elongation by RNA polymerase II; transcription elongation by RNA polymerase II. Gene Ontology annotation, cellular component: transcription elongation factor complex. Bases 1 to 1407 code for a protein of 468 amino acids.
AUGAGUGCGAAGUGCAUCAGAAUUCCAAGAAACAAUUCUAGUGAGCUACACACCUUUAACUUUUAUGUUUCCAAUGUUGGCAAAGAUAACCCUCAGGGAAGUUUCGACUGCAUUCAGCAGUGUGUCUCUAGUUCUGGAGAGUCACAGCUUGACUGCCUGGGAGUUGUACAGAAUAAAGUCACAGUAUGUGCAACAAAUGAUUCCUAUCAGAUGACAAGAGAACGUAUGACACAGGCAGAGGAAGAAACACGUAGUCGGAGUACAAAAGUCAUAAAGCCUGGUGGACCCUUUGUAGGCAAGCGAGUUCAGAUACGUAAACCAGUACAAGCCAUCCCAGACACUAUACCUGAAAGAAAGCGAUCAACUCCUCUAAAUCCUGCCAGCACGAUAAGAAAGUGUAAUCCAAAUAGCAGUGUAGCCCAGAGACCGUAUAGGGAUAGGGUGAUUCACUUAUUGGUACUGAAACCCUACAAGAAGCCAGAACUACUAGCCCGCCUGCAAAGAGAUGGUGUUAAUCAGAAAGACAAGAACUCACUUGGAGUAGUUCUUCAGCAGGUAGCAAAUUUGAAUCCCAAGGACAACUCUUAUGUGUUGAAAGACUCUCUCCAUAAAGAGGUUCAGAAAGAUUGGCCAGGAUAUUUGGAAGGUGAUAAGCAGUUGCUGGAGCAAAUACUUGCUAGGAAAGUAAAUCAACCCCAGAAUUCCACCAGCAUCAGCCAUCCGUUAGAAUCGCAGCCAUCAAGUCCCGUCAAGGACACCGCUUCUGCCUCUCCUCCCCAGAAGCGAAUGGUGGAUUCUGAUUUUAUUGAUCCCUUAGUCCACAAGAAACCUAGGAUAUCCCAUCUUACAAAUAGAGUUCAGCCUACAUUAAAUGGUCAUUUGACUUCUUGUAGUGAAAAGAUUGCUACUGCUGCCACCUCUAGCCUUCCUCCACAUCCUCCUCCAGCCCAUCUUCCAGUGUGUAAUCCUUCUCAUGCUGUGAAUUCAAACUCUAAUUCCCCUAGUACGCCUGAAGGUGGGGGAACACAGGAUCUGCCUACAGACAGUUUUAGCCAGAACUGCAGCAGUUGUGGGGACCAGCAAAAAAAAUAUGCAUCAAGGACUCCAAUAGAAAGCUCUCCUCUGCCACCCGCACCUCUGGAGUGUUCAAAGACUGUGGAUGUAGAAAUCUCAUCUCAUAAAAAAUCAAAAAAAUCAAAGAAACACAAAGAUAAGGACAAGGAACAAGAAAAAGAAACCAAACAUAUCACUGAAAAGAAAGAAGAACCAAAGGAAAAAUGUUCCCUGCAGGAGAAGGUGCAAAUCACUAAAGUAAAGAACAUGUCCAGUCCCUGUAAAGGAGAAAAGGAAACUUGUCCUGAUUCCAGUGAUCCUCCAGCAACAGAAGUGCCAGACUAUUUUGUGUAAGUAGAAAUGUAUUGUUUAACUAAUUUUGUGAU